This is a messenger RNA of Penicillium oxalicum, 1458 nucleotides long. RefSeq lists its product as uncharacterized. Gene Ontology annotation, cellular component: Fanconi anaemia nuclear complex; FANCM-MHF complex. The record is from RefSeq and is a predicted model, not a curated record. Lineage: Eukaryota; Fungi; Ascomycota; Eurotiomycetes; Eurotiales; Aspergillaceae. The transcript has 4 exons. Bases 1 to 1458 code for a protein of 485 amino acids. Gene Ontology annotation, molecular function: chromatin binding; protein heterodimerization activity. Gene Ontology annotation, biological process: replication fork processing; resolution of meiotic recombination intermediates.
AUGUCUACCCCGAAGGCGCGCAACCGCCGAUCAACGGCCAACCCUAAUCUUGGGACAAGCACACCCUCCGGUGAGACCACCUUGACCGGGCUACAACGACUUCCAAGUCACACGCGCUAUCCGCUCACACCCAGCCGCCUCAUUACCACAUUGACCCCUCCGCGCAACGAUCAGCAUCCCGAUAUACACCCCGAGCCAGAGCCUCAGCAGCACCAUCGACGCCCUAUGGAUUGCGCGCGCGACAACAAAGAGCCGCUAAUACUCCAGGGCGCGAUCGCCGGCGAAGCGGCCGAAUGUCUGCCUUUCCAAAUCACAGAAUUAGCGCCAGUCUCCAAACCCAUCGAGUCAUCACCUCAAGAGGAAGUCAAACCUGUGGAACAACAACUCGAUGAGAUUGAAGAACUCGACAAUGAGCCUGAGUUGGAACGGCCGCGGCUUUCACUUCCCCUUCAAGAGAGUAUGGAGGCCAGUGAAGAGGGAAGCCCGGAUAUGCCGCCACCGCGGCUGUCUAUAGCCUUUGAUGAGGAGGAUCUCACCUACCAGUCGGUCGAGUUUCCGCGGAGGGAUCUCGCCAUUCGUGACAAAGAGCGGCUGUCAAUGAUAGACCGCGCCGCGCGCAUGAGCGAGGAUUUUGGAGACGCUCGAUUGGAAAGUGACGAGGAAAUCGAGGAAGACACAGGAAUUGUGGGCGAGGACGGAUUUGCCGAUGAUACAAUGAUUAGUGGAGGAGACUUUGACCGAGGUGGAGAGACCGAAGACUUGGGCCGGUUCCAUAUCGAGAUGAACUUUCCAUCGCCAAACGCAAUCCCACUCGACGACGAACCUCUGGGAGAGGACAUUGAAGACACGGACGGGUUCCGCCUAUCUCCAGGCGACAUACAGCCAGUUCCCGCCACACCUUCCGAUGGCGGUGCUAAUGAUGGUGACGAUCAUGAUGUAGGUGCUGGAUUUGGAUUCGGUCUCGAGUUCCCGCCCGCGGUGUCUCCUAGUCAAAGUCCAGGGAUGGUAGGAGGUGGUUUGCGAGACGAAGCUGCGCCCACGCAGGGGAAGCAGAAGAAGGUCUCACGACACGGAAUUCCAGUGCCCAGCUUACCGGCUGGGGUAGUGAAGAAGUUGGCCAGCCAAUUCGCUCGUGCUGGAUCGGGUUCGAAUGCCAAAAUCAGCAAAGCCACGUUGGCUGCCAUUGAACAAGCAUCAUCUUGGUACUUUGAACAAGUGAGCCAGGACCUGGCAGCAUACUCCAAGCACGCCGGGCGCAAGACUAUCGACGAAAGCGACGUGGCCACCCUUUUGAAAAGGUAUCAUGCUGUCCAGUCGAUUUGGGGAAAACUCAACGUUGCUAACCCAGUGAUUCAUAGACAACGACACAUCAACAGCACCACCACGAUGUUUUCUUUGGCCCAGAAGCACCUGCCAAAGGAACUCCAACAAGACAUGAGACUGGCGAUGCCUCCAUGA